GCCUUGUGUCCUCCCAAUUCCUCCCAUGCCACUGGCGCCAUGUGCCGUGCCAUGCACCGCGAGACCCGCCGCGGCCGGUCUCGCGGUGGCGCGACCGCCGCGGGUCCGAGUGGGGCGCCGGCACGCGCCGUGGUGCAGCGCCGUGGUUCCCGUGAGCGCCGUGGGUCACAGGCUUUGUGGUGCCUUCCGGCGCUGCGAGCGGCGGAGACGUGGCCACGGUCGUCGCUCCUUGAGGCCGGCCUCCGGCGCCCGGUCCAAGCUGGUCGACGUUGAGGAGAUCGAGCUGGAGCGGCCUGCGCUUUACAUGGUGGCCACGUGCGGAACACCCGGUUCCGAGCCAUCGCGUUGGCCUAUUGGAAAUCUGAGCGACAUCACCCUGAGAGCUUUGCAAGUCCUGCGGGAGGUCGAUGUGAUCUUCGCAGAGGAUACGAGGACCACUGGUUUGCUGCUGUCGCGCUUGGGCAUUCAGUUGAACCAACGACUUCUGCUGCCAUGCCACGCCUUCAACGAGGAGCAAGCAGGACAAAGCCUUCUGCGGAAGCUUCGUGACAACCAGUGCGCGGCGCUGGUCUCGGACGCUGGGACGCCCUUGAUCUCGGACCCGGGCUACGCGGUGGUCCGCGCGGUGCGUCAAGGUGCUCCGCAGGUGCCCGUGCGCAGUGUGCCGGGCUGCUGCGCGCUGGCCGCCGCGCUGAGCGUGGCGGGGCUGCCGUGUAGCCGCGUCCUCUUCGGGGGCUUUCUGCCGAGCGGCGGCGCCGCGCGGCUCGCUGAGCUGCGGAGCCUUCUGCGGCAGGCCUCCACGGGCACCCUGGUGCUUUAUGAGGCGCCUCACCGGCUGUUGAACACCUUGGAGAUGCUCCGCGACGAGCUCGAUGCAGAAGACGCGCGGGAGCUGGCCGUGUGCCGUGAGCUCACCAAGCGCUACGAGACGGUGCUGCGAGGCACCAUUGAUGAGAUCCUGAUGGAAGUUCGAGAGAAGCCGGAGAAUCAGAAGGGCGAAGUGGUUCUCCUCGUGGCCGGGCGCGCCGAGUCCGAGCGCGGUCCGGCCGUGGAUGCCAUGGAGGUGCUCCGGAUCCUGAGUGCCGAGCUACCUGAGAGCCGGGCGGUGGCCUUGGCGGCCAAGAUUGCCGGCGUGCCAAAGAAGACGCUGCGGCUCGCGCAGCGCGCGCGCGCCAACGCACGCCCAUGAGGCUCCGUUGCGGCCGCCCAGCGCCUCACAAAAGGGCG
Durusdinium trenchii is the source of this 1227-nucleotide messenger RNA. The record is from the annotation of a GenBank genome assembly. Lineage: Eukaryota; Dinophyceae; Suessiales; Symbiodiniaceae.